UCUCGCCUCACCUCUGUCACAUGUAAAGACCUUCAGGUGAAGAGCGGUAGUAGUAAUAUUAACAAUAAUAAUAAUUAUGUCAUAUCAUAACUUCUCCAAAGAAGCGCUUAUAGGCUCAGCGACGCUGGGAGUGAUUUUUAUAGCGGGAUAUUAUGUGGGCAAACGCAAGUCUAAAUUGUUCAGAAUGUCGUCGGGUAAAAGUCACGUGGGCAGAAAAAAUGAUCCAGUGAUGCAGUACCUCCUGAAUCACUCGCUGAGGGAACAUCCAGCCCUGAAAAAACUACGCCAGAAAACCAUGGAGCAUGAGUUGAGCAUGAUCAUGGUGGCUUGUGAGCAGUCGCAGUUCAUGGCAAACUUAGCCAGUUUAAUCAAGGCCAAGAAGGCCAUUGAAAUUGGUGUUUAUACGGGAUAUAAUGCGUUGAGUAUCGCGCUCACCCUGCCUGAAGACGGGAAGCUGAUCGCGUGUGACAUCAGUGAGGAAUACAUCAACAUCGGCAGACCCUUCUGGAAACUGGCCUCUGUUGAGCACAAAAUAGACGUGCGUCUGAAGCCAGCACUGCAAACUCUAGAUGAGCUUCUGGCCGCUGGUGAAGCAGAGACGUUUGAUUUUGUCUUCAUUGACGCUGACAAAGUCAACUACGACAGCUACUAUGAGAAAUCCCUGCAGCUGGUCAGGAAAGGAGGAAUAAUCGCUAUAGAUAAUGUGUUGUGGAGCGGUAAAGUGGUGAACCCACAAGAAGGCGACGUCGACUCCAUCAGCAUCGAUAAACUGAACAAGAAGCUCCAUCAAGACAUCCGAAUCCAACUGAGCAUGUUACCAGUAGGCGACGGGCUCACAUUAGCAUUUAAAAUCUAACUUUAUACUGAUAUACCACCAUAACAGACUGAAAAAAAACAU
Molecule: messenger RNA, 898 nt
Organism: Labeo rohita (rohu)
Lineage: Eukaryota; Metazoa; Chordata; Actinopteri; Cypriniformes; Cyprinidae
Product: catechol O-methyltransferase domain-containing protein 1
Exons: 7
Coding region: 77-856 (259 amino acids)
Molecular function (GO): O-methyltransferase activity; S-adenosylmethionine-dependent methyltransferase activity
Source: RefSeq, a predicted model, not a curated record